CCGAUGAUGUACGCGACCGUUCGUACGUAGAGUAAUUGUGGAAGGUUGUUGAUUACUAGAUGCCAGCGCAACACAUGUGGUCGCAAUGUACUACACUAUAAGUAUAUUUUUUCGUGUUCUAUACCGGUAAAGAAACGGCGCACUGACGUGCAUUGGAAAACACUGCUAGGGUCACAACUGCACAUGCAAUUAGUCAAUGAUAUAGUCGGUCAAGCAUCGUUUUCGCUCCUCGUUGAUCUGUACUCUGGUGUUCCCGCUCCUUGGUGCUCGUCUGUGCCACGCCUCCCUUUGCGCAAUCACAGACACGGGACGCUCUGUGGCUCGUUGCUAGGUUCUUGGAAUACGAAUGAUCGUGUGGGAGACCGAGAUGAGGCCUGUUUGAUAAAGAGUGAGACCGAUCCAGACUGUGUAUGAUCGUC
Didymella exigua CBS 183.55 is the source of this 419-nucleotide messenger RNA. RefSeq lists its product as uncharacterized. Bases 184 to 414 code for a protein of 76 amino acids. The transcript has a single exon. The record is from RefSeq and is a predicted model, not a curated record. NCBI's taxonomy places the organism in Eukaryota, Fungi, Ascomycota, Dothideomycetes, Pleosporales, Didymellaceae.